Molecule: messenger RNA, 606 nt
Organism: Prunus armeniaca (apricot)
Lineage: Eukaryota; Viridiplantae; Streptophyta; Magnoliopsida; Rosales; Rosaceae
Source: the annotation of a GenBank genome assembly
AUGCACCGCGUCUCAUCGGAUUCACAGUCGGACCAGAAAUCGGGUGACCAGUUGGGGGUGCUUGGUGAGGACGGCGAUGUGUUUCCACUUCACUCAGGGGUGCCCGAUUUGGUCGGCCACAACUCGUAUCCACUUUUGCAGAUCUACUGGCCAAGGCCGAUCAGUAUGAAAGCACAAGAAUCAAAGGAUGCUCGUUCUAGUGCUCCUGGUCGGGAGGAUGAACUUGCAAAUAUUGUUACUAGAAAUUGGGACCCAGAUAUUCGUCCUGGUAAAUGUAUGUAUUGUUUAAUGUUGAAUGAUCACUAUUCAACAAAAUGUCCAUACAUGGAUACUGUCCCUAAAAAUGCAACCGUUGGCAAUGGUUGUGAGGUAGUUUGUAAGGUUUGUGGUGCACUCUUUAGAGGAUCAUGUUGUGGCAGAGAUGUAGGACGUGCAAUUUCCAAGGUGUGUUGUAUUUGUGGGAAGAUUGGUGAACACUGGCCUCCAAUGUGCCCAAGAACACUUCGCGAGGGGAAAAAUAUUUCUUUUGAUGAGCUUGCUACUCCGGAUCAGAGUACUACUGAAGAUGAGGCCAUGCCUUUGCUAAUUGAUCAACUUAAGCUAUAA